AUGUGGCUUCUCAGUACCUCCCGCGCUGAGUUGACGCACUUCAACAACCCAGAGGACGCUCCGGGAGGAUACGCCAUCCUCUCGCAUGUCUGGGAUCAGACGGGCGAGACUUCAUUCCAGGAUAUGCAAGACAUCAUCAGAAGACACUCCCCGACGACCAACCCGAGGGACGAUGCCUCUGCGAAGAUCCGGGAGAGCUGUCGGUUGGCAGAGAGGAGUGGACUGCAGUGGAUCUGGAACGAUACCUGCUGCAUCGACAAGACGAGUAGCGUCGAACUGUCAGAGGCCAUUAACUCCAUGUUUCGCUACUACUCCCUAUCGAGAACCUGCUAUGCGUACCUCCAGGACGACCCCGAUUCUGCCUUUCGCAGGAGUAGAUGGCAUAGACGCGGCUGGACCUUGCAGAAACUCAUCGCUCCCUCCUCCCUCAGACUACUUUCUCAGAGCUGGGAAGAACUCGGUACCAAGGCGCAGCUCUGCAAUCUACUCCAGGAGAUCACCGGCGUACCCGCUAGCAUUCUGCGGCACGAGAAGGUCCCCGGUGAUUUCAGCAUCGCUCAGCGGAUGUCAUGGGCAGCGCACCGCCAAACGACGCGUGUCGAGGACGAGGCGUACUGCUUGAUGGGCAUCUUCGACAUAGGGAUGCCCGUGCUCUACGGUGAAGGGACGCGCGCAUUCCGGCGGGUGCAGGAGGAGAUCAUGAAGUUUUCCAUGGAUCCUACUCUAUUCGCGUGG
Messenger RNA from Dichomitus squalens LYAD-421 SS1, 735 nucleotides. Its product is annotated as HET-domain-containing protein. The transcript is spliced from 2 exons. The annotation marks the transcript as partial. NCBI's taxonomy places the organism in Eukaryota, Fungi, Basidiomycota, Agaricomycetes, Polyporales, Polyporaceae. The record is from RefSeq and is a predicted model, not a curated record.